CAAGACAUCAAACAAAGCUUCAAACUCCUCGAAGACUAAAGUUCCUUACAAGCUUUUGCUUCCAAGAUCAUCAUCUCCCUACAACAUGGCUCAAUCAAUGACUCCUUACAAUGACUACCUCGUCUUCCAAACAUCACAACUUCAAGACCACUAUUCAAAUCUUACGGAAGAAAGAUUCAUCGAGGUAAGAUAUCUUACUCUCACUUUUUUUUUUUUUGUUUUUCACGCUCACACUCAUAGAACUACUAUCCUUCACCCAUCCGAUACCAAGUAAACGGAGAUUCCGACUGGAUGAGCGCCGCCUCAUCACCCUCCAGCUACUCAGCUCACGAUUACUCACCACCAACCACCAACGCAAUGCCCACACUGAACAACGGCUUCCCCUCAAAUUGGCCCAUUGGUCCAACAAACACGCCACCAUCACAAUCAGCCAAAGACCUCCAGAAGCUUAACCGUCGACGACAACAAAAUCGAGAAUCACAACGCGCUUUCAGACAGAGGAAGAAUCGAGACCUGGAACAGCUUGAGCAGGCUCUUGCUGAUCUCCAGGUCAAGCAUGAGAAACUUCUCAAGUGCUUCGUGGGCUUGACUGCUAAGGUGUCGGCGGAGAGAUUGGGCGGCUUGGUGGAUGACAUGAGUUUUCUUGAUGAGCAGAUCAAGCAGUAUAACUCGUGUUUGGGGAAGGACUUCAAGAUAAAUGGCGAUAGGAUAGAAGCUAUCAGAGCUAAGACGGAAAAUUUGUGAAUUGUUUUUGGGCAUUUAGAUGAGACGGAUAGGAGUUUAGGCUGGCAGGGACGGGGAGCAGGGCUCUGGUGUUUGGGACGGACUUUUGCUUUUGUUUAUAGAUCCAAGUAAUCAUAAAAUAUACUUCACCA
Cadophora gregata is the source of this 875-nucleotide messenger RNA. RefSeq lists its product as uncharacterized. Bases 292 to 744 code for a protein of 150 amino acids. Lineage: Eukaryota; Fungi; Ascomycota; Leotiomycetes; Helotiales; Ploettnerulaceae. Gene Ontology annotation, molecular function: transcription cis-regulatory region binding; DNA-binding transcription activator activity, RNA polymerase II-specific. The transcript is spliced from 2 exons. The record is from RefSeq and is a predicted model, not a curated record. Gene Ontology annotation, cellular component: RNA polymerase II transcription regulator complex.